UUUAAUCAAGUGAAGAAAACUCCUUUGUAGCUUCCGAGAUUUAAAGCAUUGCUUGACUGAAGACCAAACAAAGAGACAAGAACAGAGAGUAGAGAGGUUUGUGCGUGAACCCGGUAAAAAAGGAUGAUGCGUUACACAUAUCUGAAGCUUGCAAGAGUAUGAAUCCUUCUUCCUUUUAUGUAAAACCUGGCUUGUCUCCUUUUUUAAGUAGCUAUAAAUACGGCUCUCUGCUGAAAAAUUAAUCUCAAAUCAUUUUCGGCUCAUUACUCACCUCAACUACCUCUCUGUGGCCAAAAAUAACACAGAGAGACAAUUCAGACUAAGGAGUAUUUAAUAAGGCAUCAUCUAACAAAGGGCCUAGCCUAAUAACUACUACACAAGCGAAAUUUGUUUCAGAAGCAAACUUGUGUAAAGCAUGCUGCGAAAUAGAGUUCUUGCGUUCUUGUUUCUAGCAGCUCAGCUCUUGGUGAUGAUACCUGAAACGGCAGCGAAAGUUUCUGCGCUUAUCGUGUUUGGGGACUCCACUGUGGAUUCAGGCAACAACAACCAGAUUUCUACAGUUCUAAAGAGUAAUUUCCUGCCGUAUGGCCGGGAUUACUUUGAUGGGAAAGCAACUGGGAGAUUCUCAAAUGGUCGGAUUGCACCAGAUUUCAUUUCUGAAGGUUUGGGACUCAAGAACGCAGUCCCUGCAUACCUAGAUCCAGUAUACAGCAUCGCAGACUUUGCCACUGGUGUCUGUUUCGCUUCAGCUGGAACCGGCUUAGACAAUGCAACCUCUUCUGUCUUAUCUGUGAUGCCGCUUUGGAAGGAAAUGGAGUACUACAAAGAAUACCAGACCAGGCUAAGAAGCUACUUGGGUGAAGAGAAAGCUAAUGAGAUUAUUAAGGAAUCACUAUACCUGAUUAGUAUCGGAACCAACGAUUUCCUGGAGAAUUACUAUCUUCUUCCCCGCAAGCUGCGGAAGUACUCUGUGAGUGAGUACCAAAACUUCCUGAUAGGAAUUGCAGGAGAUUUCCUGACAGAUAUUUACAGACUCGGAGCUCGGAAGAUGUCUCUGUCAGGACUCUCUCCUUUUGGAUGCUUGCCCUUGGAAAGAACAACUCAGCUCUUUUAUGGAAGCCAAUGCAUCGAAGAAUACAACAUUGUGGCUAGAGAUUUCAACACCAAGAUGAAUGAAAAAGUCUCCGAGUUGAACCUUGAACUGGACGGACUCCAGCUUGUGUUUUCAAAUCCGUAUGAUCUGGUUUCAGAUAUCCUAAACCAUCCUGAAGCAUUUGGUUUUCAAAAUGUAAGGAGUGCAUGCUGCGGAACAGGAUACUAUGAGAUGAGCUACUUGUGUGAUAACAUGAACCCAUUCACAUGUUCUGAUGCAAGCAAAUAUGUAUUUUGGGACUCAUUUCAUCCAACAGAGAAGACAAACGAAAUAGUAGCAAGCCAUGUUCUCAAGUACGACUUAUCUCGGUUUCAGUGAUAAACAAGAAAGUUCCAUACCUGAUACCGCAAGCACAAUAUUUAACAUACUAUAUACUACAUUCUUUCUUCCAAAGUAUAAUUUUUUUCUUUCAGUAAGUUACUUGAUAUCAGUCAAAAUCAAGCUUCCAGAGUGUUGUAAAAGAACCAUUUUUCUUACUUUAUGAUCAUGUAACUACUUGAAGAUGCUGCUGUGAUUGUUAUAAAGAUGAAUUAGAUGAAA
This is a messenger RNA of Capsella rubella, 1693 nucleotides long. RefSeq names its product GDSL esterase/lipase At4g26790. NCBI's taxonomy places the organism in Eukaryota, Viridiplantae, Streptophyta, Magnoliopsida, Brassicales, Brassicaceae. The record is from RefSeq and is a predicted model, not a curated record. Gene Ontology annotation, molecular function: hydrolase activity, acting on ester bonds. The transcript is spliced from 4 exons. Bases 416 to 1471 code for a protein of 351 amino acids.